CUCUCUAUAGAAAACCACAAAGCAGCUCCCUAACCACCUCAAGCGCUGCCAUUCCUCUCUCCACCACCACCACCACCACCACCCAUCUUCUUGCUGGGUAGUUUCUAGUUAUGGCGUCUCGCGUGCUAUCCACUUGCUUAAUCACCCCCCCUACAAGAUUUACCCAUGCUUCUCCUGUGAAACUCUCAAACAAAGCAUCAUGGUUGAGGUCUAAAAAUGGAGGGGUCAGGUGUGAGGCUGUUGGGGACAGCUCUCAGCCGGUUUAUAAUGGUGUUUAUGGUCCCUGGACAGUUGAAUCAUCGGACGUUCGAGAGGUGAUUUUAUACAGAUCUGGAUUAGUUACUGCUGCUUCGUCAUUCGUGUUUGCUGCAUCAUAUGCUUUUUUACCCAGCGACUCUCUGUUGAGUGAAAUAAUCAAACAAAAUCUUGAUUUAUUAUACACUCUUGGAGCCGGGGGUCUUGGCGUAUCUUUGUUUCUUAUUCAUAUCUAUGUAACUGAAAUUAAGCGCACCCUUCAAGCUUUUUGGGCACUGGGUGUUAUUGGAUCUUUAGCCACAUGCACGAACCUUGCUCAACCAGCUGGUGAAAACUUGAUACAAUAUGUUGUUAAUAACCCAACAGCUGUCUGGUUUGUUGGCCCGCUUUUUGCAGCACUUACAGGACUUGUCUUUAAAGAAGGCCUCUGCUAUGGAAAGCUGGAAGCUGGUAUUCUUACAUUCAUUAUACCCACAGUUCUUCUUGGACACCUGACUGGUUUAAUGGAUGAUGGAGUAAAACUUACACUUUUAGCUUCAUGGAUGGCCCUCUUUGUGAUAUUUGCCGGAAGGAAAUUCACUCAGCCCAUUAAGGAUGACAUUGGGGAUAAAUCUGUAUUCAUGUUCAAGUCUCUUCCAGAUGAUGAAAAGAAAGCCUUUAUCGAGAACCUUGAGCAACAAAAAUUAAGUCAGGAAAUAUAAUUUAUAAAUUUUCGAUUGUGAGCCAAACAUGAAACCGUGGUUUAAAUAGAGGAAGGUUCAUGUACAAUUUUGAUCUUCCAUCCCCUGUAAUAUGCUGUGAUUAGAUCAGAGUUAGUGUUCUGUAUAGCAUGCUAGCUGGUUGUCUUUUUUUUUUUUUAAUGUAUUUCUCUCAUUUGUAAAUGCCUUGAUAGUUGUCACAGAAAUUUUGACCCUGGAGACCAAUAAUCUUGUUCUUUGCAAGACUAUCUAAAAUGGUUUUGAAUCUA
Populus euphratica (Euphrates poplar) is the source of this 1222-nucleotide messenger RNA. RefSeq names its product integral membrane family protein. Lineage: Eukaryota; Viridiplantae; Streptophyta; Magnoliopsida; Malpighiales; Salicaceae. The coding region runs from base 111 to 956 and encodes 281 amino acids. The transcript is spliced from 5 exons. The record is from RefSeq and is a predicted model, not a curated record. Gene Ontology annotation, cellular component: chloroplast.